AUGGAACUCGAUCCUACCUUCAAGCUGGGGCUCCUUGGCCGCCCCCAGACACGCCGUUGGGCGAAUUCGUCGAGGAGACUCCACUCCAUAACCACGCCAUCCAUGCAAGAACACGGGUUUUAUUCCUCCCGCCUUACCAUCUCUCUACCACCACUUCCCUGCACCUCAGUCAACUCCAGAAUGAACGCCAUCGACACUGCAGAUUUUUUCUGGGACCCUCCAACUUCGAAGGCCAACUUCUGCGAGACGGACUUCGCUGUGAACAAAUACAUCGCCGAGUUUAUAAACAGCUUGACAAAUGUCGUCUACAUAAUCUAUGGCAUCUACGGGUUACGCCAGCUGCGAGGGAAAGGGAACAAAUGUGCCAAUUCUUUACGUGUCCUUCCCAACUGGGGCUUGAUAGCGGUCGGUGUGUGCUCGUUUGCAUUCCAUCUCAGCCUCAAGUACCAUACCCAAAUGACCGGACGCCGCCGGGCUCAGCUGCCCGGCGACAGACCUGAGGAAUGGUUAGGUUUGGAGCAGGUCGCGAUUUUCAACCUUGGCUAUUGGCUUUGGCUGGUUGAUCAAUGGGCCUGCGGGCUGUUGACCAAAGCGCGAGAAGCAAUAGGUCUUCCCUGGUCUUUUCUAUUGGAGCUUCACGGAUGGUGGCAUAUCUGUACUUAA
Molecule: messenger RNA, 663 nt
Organism: Penicillium canariense
Lineage: Eukaryota; Fungi; Ascomycota; Eurotiomycetes; Eurotiales; Aspergillaceae
Exons: 6
Coding region: 1-663 (220 amino acids)
Biological process (GO): ceramide biosynthetic process; ceramide catabolic process
Cellular component (GO): endoplasmic reticulum membrane
Source: RefSeq, a predicted model, not a curated record